AUGAUAACGACGUAUAUAACCAGUCUGAAGACGGCGUUUAAUCCUUUCCAAGCCAACUCCAAGGUUCCGCGAUUAUUUUUAAACUUGCUACCCGCCGAAGCUCACAAAUCCAUCAAGAUCUCCGCAAAACAAUUUCCUCGAACCUCAACCGCACCUGCCACCCUGGAGCUUGGCCUGAAAGAUGGCAAGACGCUGAACUACAGCUGGGGCACGGAUGCGAUCAAGUCCACGGCAACCACAGAACAGAAAGUCAAGAGAACCAGUCUGCAAGAUAUCGUGGAGGAAGUGAAUAGACAUGCUAGGGUCCUUGACCGCAAAGCAGAGUUAUCAGGAUAA
Molecule: messenger RNA, 336 nt
Organism: Exophiala spinifera
Lineage: Eukaryota; Fungi; Ascomycota; Eurotiomycetes; Chaetothyriales; Herpotrichiellaceae
Exons: 1
Coding region: 1-336 (111 amino acids)
Cellular component (GO): mitochondrial large ribosomal subunit
Molecular function (GO): structural constituent of ribosome
Source: RefSeq, a predicted model, not a curated record